This is a messenger RNA of Verticillium alfalfae VaMs.102, 399 nucleotides long. Its product is annotated as protein kinase domain-containing protein. Bases 1 to 399 code for a protein of 132 amino acids. The record is from RefSeq and is a predicted model, not a curated record. The transcript has a single exon. NCBI's taxonomy places the organism in Eukaryota, Fungi, Ascomycota, Sordariomycetes, Glomerellales, Plectosphaerellaceae.
AUGCCCCUUGUAGACGGCAUACUGACGCCCCAGGACGAGAUCACUGCGCAGCAGGUCCAUCUUCAGGGCCUUCUUCCGUCUGAAUGGCGGGAUCGGUGGGAUCAACGUGCCAAGUGGUUCGAUCAGACGGGGAGACCACUCAGCAACGACUGUGACAUCUGGCCUUGGGACAGGCGCUUUGAACAGUGGAUUCAGGAGCCCAGAGAGUCUUGCAGCAUGGAGGUCGUCACUGAUGAGGAGCAAGUCGCACGGUUCGAGUUCGAGAUGUUGAAGCGCAUGCUGGCGUGGAGACCUGGCGAACGACCGAGCGUGGAGGGGGUCCUCCGCAUGCCCUGGAUGACAAAAUGGGCUUUACCAGCCUACGAGGAGAGUCUGGGAUCUUUGGCCAAGGAUCUUUGA